CGGAUCAUCUGUCGCACGUCAUUACUGUCAAUUGAUAUCAAAAUGGCGUGUAUGUUAUUGGUUUUAUCAAAAUAUUCUUUUAAAUGUUUAUAAAAAAAAUAAUAAACAAUGGGUGCAAAUAUUUCUCAGUUGGAGCGGGAUAUAGGAUCUGAUCAAUUUCCUCCGAAUGAGCAUUAUUUCGGCCUAGUCAAUUUUGGAAACACAUGUUAUAGUAAUUCGGUAUUACAAGCACUCUAUUUCUGCAAACCUUUUCGAGACAAAGUGCUCGAAUAUAAAGCAAAGAAUAAAAGAACUAAAGAAACAUUAUUGACAUGUCUUGCUGAUCUUUUUUAUAGUAUAGCAACGCAAAAGAAAAAAGUUGGAUCUAUAGCACCAAAAAAAUUUAUUGCCAGAUUAAGAAAAGAAAAGGAGGAAUUUGAUAAUUAUAUGCAACAAGAUGCUCAUGAAUUUCUAAAUUUUUUAAUAAAUCAUAUUAAUGAAAUUAUAUUGGCAGAACGAUCACAAAGUACAUGCAAAUCUAAGAAUGGUAGUGGUGAUUCACCACAAGCAGAGCCAACAUGGGUGCAUGAAAUUUUCCAAGGAAUUCUUACUAGUGAAACUAGAUGCCUAAGUUGUGAAACUAUAAGUAGCAAAGACGAAAACUUUUUUGAUUUGCAAGUAGAUGUGGAUCAAAAUACUUCAAUUACGCAUUGUUUGAAGUGUUUUAGUAAUACUGAAACACUAUGCAAUGAGAACAAAUUUAAAUGUGAUUUUUGCAGCAGCUAUCAAGAGGCACAAAAACGAAUGAGAGUUAAAAAAUUACCUAUGAUAUUAGCUUUGCAUUUAAAGCGUUUUAAAUAUGUGGAGCAAUAUAAUAGACAUAUCAAAGUGUCUCAUCGCGUUGUAUUCCCUCUUGAGUUGAGGCUAUUUAUAACGUCUGAUGAUGCAGUUAAUCCUGAUAGAUUAUAUGACUUAGUAGCUGUUGUUAUUCAUUGUGGCUCUGGACCCAACAGAGGUCACUAUAUUAGCAUAGUCAAGAGUCAUGGAUUCUGGCUACUUUUUGAUGACGACAUGGUUGAUAAAAUUGAUGCUUCUACAAUUGAAGACUUCUAUGGUUUAACAUCAGAUAUUCAAAAAUCUUCAGAGACAGGGUAUAUAUUAUUUUAUCAAUCACGGGAUUGUGUAUAGUCCAAAAUAAGUUUUAGUACUUUUACUGAAUUAAAUUUUAAAAUUAUCUCUUAUAUCCAAUAUAAGAGUAUAACAAAAUGUUUCCA
Messenger RNA from Ctenocephalides felis (cat flea), 1253 nucleotides. It is a transcript of the gene Usp12-46, whose product is annotated as ubiquitin carboxyl-terminal hydrolase 46. Lineage: Eukaryota; Metazoa; Arthropoda; Insecta; Siphonaptera; Pulicidae. The record is from RefSeq and is a predicted model, not a curated record. Gene Ontology annotation, cellular component: nucleus; cytosol. Gene Ontology annotation, biological process: protein deubiquitination. Gene Ontology annotation, molecular function: cysteine-type deubiquitinase activity; cysteine-type endopeptidase activity. The transcript is spliced from 5 exons. The coding region runs from base 109 to 1167 and encodes 352 amino acids.